Molecule: messenger RNA, 1343 nt
Organism: Spizellomyces punctatus DAOM BR117
Lineage: Eukaryota; Fungi; Chytridiomycota; Chytridiomycetes; Spizellomycetales; Spizellomycetaceae
Product: CMGC/CDK/CDK5 protein kinase, variant
Exons: 15
Coding region: 39-794 (251 amino acids)
Biological process (GO): protein phosphorylation
Cellular component (GO): nucleus; cytoplasm
Molecular function (GO): ATP binding; cyclin-dependent protein serine/threonine kinase activity
Source: RefSeq, a predicted model, not a curated record
GUCGUCUCGCCCAUUGGUGUCAGGACGCCGGCUGGGACAUGGAGAAAUAUCAAAAAAUAGAAAAAUUGGGAGAGGGGACGUAUGGUAUUGUCUACAAAGCCCAGAAUAAAGAUACGGGGGAUAUAGUAGCUUUGAAGAGGAUCCGUCUCGAUAAUGAAGAAGAGGGUGUGCCAUGUACUGCGAUAAGAGAAAUAUCAUUAUUGAAAGAACUUAAACAUUCGAAUAUCGUCCGCCUAUAUGAUGUAAUACAUACGGAAAAGAAGCUGACCCUGGUGUUUGAAUAUCUCGAUUCCGACUUGAAGAAGUUUUUGGACGCUUACGGUGGUGAUAUCGAUGUGCCAACAUUGAAACAUCUGCUGUACCAGCUGUUGAAGGGAAUCGCAUUCUGUCACGAGCAUCGGGUAUUGCAUAGGGAUCUCAAGCCACAAAACCUUCUGAUCAAUAAAAAAUUGGAACUGAAGUUGGCUGACUUUGGCCUAGCCAGAGCUUUCGGAAUUCCAGUUCGAAGUUACUCGCAUGAGGUGGUAACACUCUGGUACAGAGCUCCGGACGUCCUCAUGGGUUCUCGUCAAUAUUCAACGUCAAUAGAUUUAUGGUCGGCCGGAUGCAUCAUGGCCGAAAUGGCUUCAGGUGGGUGCGAAGUGGGAAUUUGGACAAGUCUUUUGCGAGAUGUCUGGUUGAUUCUGCGGCAUGGUCAGGCCGCCCACUAUUUCCAGGGAGCUCGAUCAAGGAUCAAUUACUGCGUAUUUUUAAACUCCUGGGAACCCCUGAUGAAAAAAGCUGGCCGAAAGUGAAGGAAUUGCCGGAUUACAAGCCGGACUUCCCCAUCUACCCCCGAGCAUCUCUAGAAUCUAUAUCAAGUAAACUAGAUGCUCACGGUCUAGAUCUCCUUUCAAAAUUGAUUGAAUAUCAACCAGAAAAGCGCAUCAGUGCGGAGAGAGCUUUGCAGCAUCCAUACUUCAAUGGGAUAGCAGCAAAGGAUGGAGAAUAGCGUAGCAAAGAGAAGAUUCAUGUACAUAUCGACAUAAUUUCAAAUGUGGCUGGCAAUCGUGUUCUCAAAACGUACUCGCCAUUCAGCCGAUCGUUUUCGUCCCAUCGAAGCCACGCCAUCUCGAGAGUCGGUGCUGUCCGGAAGGCCAUGUGCCGAUUGACUUAUUUAGCUCCCAUUCCUGUGACACCGUUGUCACUAAGGUCCAGGAAACUCACCUAGCCCAGUGGCGACGUGUCUCUUGCCAAUCCGGUCACGGGCAAACUCGAGGGGAAUCUGGAUAAACCAUCGUUCGUCACACAAUGCAUAGAUGUCCGACCACGGCGGCGUCGCCGUAUGAAGAUAUAACCCUUCC